AUGCAUGCAUACGUACCUCCUCAGCACCCGUCGGCGCAGUUCAGCACCGUGCAUAAUUGGCUGAAUGCCUUGUGCCGUCGUGACUUUGAUGCUUUCGGAAAGCUCAUCACAGACGACUACAAGCAUUCAGUUUUGCCGGGAAGCAAAGGCCCAGUGGCAUCGAACAAGGAGGAAGGGAUCGCGUUUGCAGAGAAAGCGAUGAAGCCCUUCAAAUCUGUCGAGUUUGAAAUAUACGCGGUCAACGAAGCGCCUGGAAGCAUUUGGAUUCAUCUGAUGUUGCAUGCCGUGUCAAACGAUGACAAACCAUUCUCCUCCGAGUACAUCCAUCUCUUCACGCUGGAAGAGGGCCCAAGCCCGAAGAUCUGCGUGAUGGAUGAAUUUGUGGAUACCAAGAAAUUGGCAGAUCUCUUUGAGUAA
This is a messenger RNA of Heterobasidion irregulare TC 32-1, 417 nucleotides long. RefSeq lists its product as uncharacterized. NCBI's taxonomy places the organism in Eukaryota, Fungi, Basidiomycota, Agaricomycetes, Russulales, Bondarzewiaceae. Bases 1 to 417 code for a protein of 138 amino acids. The record is from RefSeq and is a predicted model, not a curated record. The transcript has 3 exons.